CUAUCGCAUUCUUGAUUGUAGGCAGGCAGCUUUUGAAUAGGUAAGAUGGCGGCUGCGGCAGUAGUUGAGUUUCAGAGAGCCCAGUCUCUUAUUAGCACGGAUCGUAACGCCUCUAUUGAUAUUCUGCAUUCUAUUGUCAGGAGAGAUAUCCAGGACAGUGAUGAAGAAGCGGUUCGGGUUAAAGAACAGAGCAUCCUGGAGCUGGGGUCACUCCUGGCGAAAACAGGACAAGCAGCAGAGUUGGGGGGUCUGCUGAAGUUUGUGCGGCCGUUCCUCAUUUCCAUCAGCAAGGCUAAGGCGGCUCGGCUGGUCCGCUCCCUGUUGGACCUGUUCCUGGACAUGGAGGCAGCCACAGGCCAGGAGGUGGAGCUGUGUCUGGAAUGCAUUGAGUGGGCCAAGAUGGAGAAGAGGACCUUUCUCAGGCAGGCUUUAGAGGCCCGUUUGAUCUCACUCUAUUUUGACACUAAACGAUACCAGGAGGCCUUGGCGCUUGGGACCCAGCUGCUCCACGAGCUGAAGAAGAUGGAUGACAAGGCCCUGCUGGUGGAGGUGCAGCUGCUGGAGAGCAAGACGUACCAUGCCCUGAGCAACCUGCCCAAGGCCCGCGCCGCCCUCACCUCCGCCCGCACCACCGCCAACGGCAUCUACUGCCCCCCGAAACUGCAGGCAGCCCUGGACAUGAUGUCAGGAAUCGUCCACGCAGCGUCAGAGAAAGACUGGAAGACGGCCUACUCUUACUUCUUUGAGGCCUUUGAGGGCUACGAUUCCAUCGACCACCCCAGAGCCAUCACCGCCCUCAAAUACAUGCUGCUGUGCAAGAUCAUGCUGAACCUACCAGAGGAGGUGCAGUCCCUGAUCAGCGGUAAACUGGCCCUGCGGCAUGCAGGUCGACAGACAGACGCACUGAAAUGCGUUGCACACGCCAGCAAGAACAGAUCAUUAGCGGACUUUGAAAAGGCCCUUACAGAAUACAAAGCGGAGCUGAGGGAUGACCCCAUCAUCCGAACCCACCUGGCCAAGCUCUAUGACAACCUGCUGGAACAGAACCUUAUCCGUGUCAUUGAGCCCUUCUCCAGAGUACAGAUUGAACACAUAUCAGGUCUCAUCAAGCUUUCAAAGGCUGAUGUAGAGAGGAAAUUGUCACAGAUGAUCCUGGACAAGAAGUUUCAUGGGAUCCUGGACCAAGGCGAGGGUGUCUUGAUCAUAUUCGACGAGCCCCCGGUGGACAAGACUUACGGGGCGGCCCUCGAAACGAUUCAGAACAUGAGCAAAGUGGUGGACUCACUUUACAACAAAGCCAAGAAGCUCACAUAGAACAAACAGCGAGACCACGGCAGCACGGUGGGGGAUGUGUAUGCGACCGGCGUGUGUAACAUUUUAAGAAGGGGACAUGGGAGAGCGAAACCGCAACAAAAAGAGGAUUCCCGGUCCUCGACCCCUCCUUCCCCUGUGAAAGUUCCCCGUCUCCCUCAAUGGACAAUUACAUCACCGUCUCGUUCGCUUUUCCUUUUCUUUUUUUUCUUUUUUUUUAUGUUCUCCUUUCAGGAUUCUGUUAAAAUCUCAUCGGCCACAGCAGGCCAUCAGGGAAUAUUGUACAACCACAAUAAAAGAUUAAGAAAGACAAAUACACAUGUUUAUAUCUCCUGUACAAUUAACAGUGGGCUUAGAAAGCCUUCAGCUUAUAAUGUUGCCACCCACAACGGUGCAAUAUUGAC
Esox lucius (northern pike) is the source of this 1715-nucleotide messenger RNA. RefSeq names its product proteasome 26S subunit, non-ATPase 11b (gene psmd11b). Gene Ontology annotation, molecular function: structural molecule activity; protein binding. Gene Ontology annotation, cellular component: proteasome regulatory particle, lid subcomplex. Bases 46 to 1314 code for a protein of 422 amino acids. The record is from RefSeq and is a predicted model, not a curated record. The transcript is spliced from 13 exons. Gene Ontology annotation, biological process: ubiquitin-dependent protein catabolic process. NCBI's taxonomy places the organism in Eukaryota, Metazoa, Chordata, Actinopteri, Esociformes, Esocidae.